AUGGCUGAUCGACAGCGUUCAAGGUCGCGCUCGCCUCGGCGAGAUCGCGAGAGAGACCGCGACAGACCGAGAAAACAAGGCGGUUUCAAAUGGAAGGACAAUAGCCGCCGCGACGACCGCGACGACAGAAGAGGCCUCGAGCGAGGCUACCGCAAUCGUUCCAACUCUCCUCGCCGCCACCGCGACGGCGACCGUGAUCGGGACCGCAACCGCAACAACGACAGCUACCGCCCCCGCGACUCGGGCCCCAGAGAUAACAGGCCCAGUGCCUCGAGCUCGAAGGAUGCGCCGAAGCCCGCCAAGAAGGACAAGCCCGCCCCUGCCCCGGCUGCUGGCGGUGAGGAGAUGAUAAUCGUGCACGUCAACGACCGUCUGGGUACAAAGGCUGCGAUCCCCUGCCUGGCGUCGGACCCUGUCAAGAUGUUCAAGAUUCUGGUGGCUGCAAGAGUCGGCCGGGAGCCUCACGAGAUUCUCUUGAAGCGCCAGGGCGAGCGGCCAUUCAAGGACAACCUCACGCUGGAGGACUACGGUGUCAGCAACGGUGUGCAGCUGGACCUUGAGGUUGACACUGGCGACUAA
Colletotrichum graminicola M1.001 is the source of this 579-nucleotide messenger RNA. RefSeq lists its product as uncharacterized. The record is from RefSeq and is a predicted model, not a curated record. Gene Ontology annotation, biological process: protein modification process; mRNA splicing, via spliceosome. Gene Ontology annotation, molecular function: protein tag activity. Gene Ontology annotation, cellular component: cytoplasm; nucleus. NCBI's taxonomy places the organism in Eukaryota, Fungi, Ascomycota, Sordariomycetes, Glomerellales, Glomerellaceae. The transcript has a single exon. The coding region runs from base 1 to 579 and encodes 192 amino acids.